AUGGAGAUCUGGAUCGUGACCGAUGCCGCCUCGCUCGACCCGCGCCUCUACGACGCCGGCCUCGCUCUCCUCGACCCCGCCUCCGCCGACCGCACGCCUGCCGUGAGCCCUCCCGCCCCCGCGCCCCCGCGUCCCCGCGUCCCUGACCCCCUCCCUCCCCAGGCUGUCUCCUCGGCCGCCUCCUCCCGCGCCUCCUCCUCGCCUCCGCCCGCGCCGUCCCACCCGCCAACAUCGCCAUCGCCCACACCCCCGCCGGCAAACCCUACUACGCAAACCACCCCGGGCCUCGACCCCCCGCUCGCAUUCAACGUCUCGCACGACGGCGCCGCCGUCGCCAUGGCGUUCGCGCCCGACCCGCGCCCGAUCCCCGCCGAUCUGGGCGCGCGCGCGGAUUCGGACGCGGUGCGCGCGGGGCUCGUCGGCGUGGACGUCAUGCGCGUCGCGGUCCCGCACCGCACGACCUUCCGCGAGCUCGUCCGCGGCGUCGGCGACACGCUAACCCCGCGCGAGCGCGCCCAGCUCGCCCCACCAACGCCCGAGCGCACCGCGCGGCGCCGCUUCUUCUGGAUGUGGACGCUCAAGGAGGCCUUCGCCAAGGCGCGCGGCGCGGGCCUCGCGUUCGAGCUCCGCAGGAUCGAGUGCGACGUCCGCGCGGUGCGCUCGGGCGUCCCGCGCGAGGAAACGGGCGCGGCGGUGCGAGUGACGGUGGACGGCGCGCCGCCGCGCGGGUGGGCGUUCGUGCUGUUCGAGUUUGACGCGCCGCACGCGGGCGCGGGCGCAGGCGCAGAUGCAGGCGCAGAUGUAGAUGUAGGCGCAGGCGGGGACGCGGACGCGGACGCGGGGCAGGCGCGGUACCAGGGCGUCGCGGCGCGCUUCGUGGGGGGCGACGCGCCGCCUACGUUCGUCGUGCGGCGCGUGGGGGGCUCGCGUCUGGACGCGCGCGCGGACGGUGCGGACGGUGCAGGCGCGGAGGUGGUGUACCGCGACGAGGCGGACGCGUUGGUAGAGCGCGCGGUGCGCGUGCUCGGCGGUGGCGGCGGCGGCGGGGACGGCGGCGGGGACGGCGGGGCGGGCGCCGCGCCACCCUAGUAGCGACCGGAGAUUCUCUUAUUGUUGUUAUUCUGAUGUCGUUUGCGAGCGAAAGUGCGAGCGCGCGAGCGUGCGACGGGGUACGAUAGAUUAUGCAGGGCUGGAAUUAGGCGGGCGGCGGGCGGCAGGCGGCGAGCGGCGGGCGCGUGGGUACUGUAAACGAGGCGGUGGCGACGAUAAAUACACGCGUAGGUAAGAAGAUAGGCAGGCAGGUGGGCAUGUAGUAGGUAGUAGAGGUAUGCAGGCAGGCAUGCAGGGAAGACAGGGGAAUAAAGUU
Messenger RNA from Heterobasidion irregulare TC 32-1, 1366 nucleotides. RefSeq lists its product as uncharacterized. Bases 1 to 1089 code for a protein of 362 amino acids. Gene Ontology annotation, molecular function: holo-[acyl-carrier-protein] synthase activity; magnesium ion binding. Gene Ontology annotation, cellular component: cytosol. The transcript is spliced from 4 exons. Lineage: Eukaryota; Fungi; Basidiomycota; Agaricomycetes; Russulales; Bondarzewiaceae. The record is from RefSeq and is a predicted model, not a curated record.